AUGCCGGACCAUUUAAUUGGUGUAAAGUUAUAUAUCAUUGCCAACUUUUUUUGCUUUUCUUCAUCAAGAAGGAAGUCUAAAUUCCCUGCUAUAGUUUUCAAAUUUUCAUCUGCAAGAUUUUUAAAGUUUUCAAAAGAAAAAUUAGUAAAAGUAUUGGAAACUUGUCGAAUACUCUAUAACGAUUUUCUAGCCGAAAGGAGAGAUAAAUACGAAAAAGAGAAAGGCAAAAUAACUUGUUUCGAGCAAAUUAACUCCUUACCUACUAGAAAAGAAACUAAUAAUUUUUUAAAAGAAGUUCAUUCACAAAAAAAACUUAAUAUCGCGGAAAAUAUUCAACUAGAACCCCAUUCUUUACGCCGAGCAUUUGCUACUCACAAUGCCAUUAAUGGCGUGCCUUUGCCGCUGAUACAGCAACAAUUAGGACAUUUCAAAAUAAGCACUACGGCGAUAUAUAUCAAAGAAGUGGGAUUAGCCAAUUUGGCAAAAUGUGAACUAAUUUAG
This is a messenger RNA of Racocetra persica, 501 nucleotides long. The record is from the annotation of a GenBank genome assembly. Lineage: Eukaryota; Fungi; Glomeromycota; Glomeromycetes; Diversisporales; Gigasporaceae.